Messenger RNA from Paramuricea clavata, 838 nucleotides. Lineage: Eukaryota; Metazoa; Cnidaria; Anthozoa; Malacalcyonacea; Plexauridae. The record is from the annotation of a GenBank genome assembly.
AUGCGCCGGACAAAUAGCGCCAAGUCUGUGCGAUAUCUUCAACCACUCACUGCAAUCUGGUCGACUCCCUUCAGAGUGGAAAUCGGCAAACGUUACUCCGAUACACAAGAAACAACAAAAAGAACUCGCAGAAAAUUACCGACCUAUUUCCCUGCUCCCCAUAGUGAGCAAAGUUUUAGAACGGUGCGUCUACACUAACUUUUAUUAUCAUAUUUUACAUCUCAUCACUCCAUAUCAACACGGAUUUCUAAGAAAUCGCUCCUGCGUAACACAACUUCUAUCAGUCCUCCACACCAUUGGAAAAAGUUUGGCUAAGAACACACAGACUGACAUCGUUUACCUUGACUUCGCGAAAGCGUUUGAUUCUGUUGACCAUUCUAUUCUUCUUCAAAAACUCAAAUGUUAUGGAGUGACUGGAAACCUUCUAGGUUGGUUUACUGAUUACCUUAACAAUCGUCGUCAGAGAGUCGUUGUGGACGGUUUCGCGUCACGUUGGGCCCCCGUUACAUCUGGAGUGCCGCAAGGGAGUAUCCUGGGACCUGUGCUCUUUGUAAUAUUUAUCAACGAUAUUCCUGAAGUGACCGUUGGAACAUCUCCAGCACUGUUUGCAGACGACACUAAGGUUUACAAGGACGUAAGAUCGGUAACGGACUGUGAAAAGCUUCAGCAGACCUUAGAUAAGUUAGAUACUUGGACUCAAGACAACAACAUAACAUUUAACGCUUCUAAAUGUAAGGUACUGUCGGUGACACGUAAGAAAAAUCCAAUUACCUAUCCCCAUACCACCUCGGUCGAAAAUAUUUGCCGAGAGUUGAAAACGAGAAAGAUCUUGGAGUAA